This is a messenger RNA of Prunus armeniaca (apricot), 942 nucleotides long. NCBI's taxonomy places the organism in Eukaryota, Viridiplantae, Streptophyta, Magnoliopsida, Rosales, Rosaceae. The record is from the annotation of a GenBank genome assembly.
AUGGCAAGCUGUGAGGCAGCUAGGGGUGGUUGGAGUGUGGAAGGGCUGGUGCAUGCCUGGAGGUGUGUGUUAGGGCCUGAAGCAUGGCUAGAAGGUGUUGGCCUUGGUGUGCAACGUGGGCUCAAAGUGGAGGCAUGGAGGUGUUGGGCCAGGAGCUCGAGAAACGAGGCACUAGGCCUUGCUUUGGAGUUGAGCGGAGUUGGGCCAACGUGCGAUGUGGGCUUGCGUUGGGCAAGCUGUGGCCACGUGCACUGGUGCUGGAUUGAGAGGGCCAGGUGGAAGGAAUGGGCCACAUGCGCUAAAUGGGCCUGGGAGGGUUGGAGCGGAGUUGAUGGGUCUGGCAGGGUGAGCGCUAGGAGGAAGAGGUGUGGCUGGGCUGGAGGAUCGAGCUGGGCCUUCGCGUUGGUAGGGCCUGGAGAAGAGGUGGCAGAUUGGGCUGGAGCAUCUGCUGGGCAAGGUGACGUUGGUGAUGGUCCACUUGUUCCCAUCACUUAUUGCAACACGGAUGACAUCAGCAAGAAAUUGGAAUUUGGACAGGACAUGGCUAAGGUCUGUCGUGCUUUGAACAUCCCUCUAAGGUUUCUCAAGUGGCGCUGGCUGUUGAGCGAGUACUGGGAGAAAGACAGUGGUCUGCCCCCUGCCAAGGAUGUCGAGAGAAAGGCUGCUGCCAAGUCCUCAAGAGAUGAAGCUACUUCUUCGCAGACGAAGAAUAUGUCUCCAUUGAGGAAGAAGCCAAGGUUCUCUUCUGCUGAGAAGACUCAAGUAGGGUCUACUCCAUCAUCAUCUACUAGGGUCAAACAUCUUGUGGGUGCAGAUAGCACGAAGGUUGGUGGUAUGCUCGGUGUUCAGGGUGUUUUGCCCAAGCCUCCUGCUGACAAGCUUGAAAACCAUGAUAUGCUUCGUGAGGUAGCUCGUGCCCAAUCUAGUUAUGCCGAGCGUUAA